AUGCCGGCUCCCAAGUUUACGAAGAAUCAGCUUGUUAAGCAUCGCACAUCAGCAACACCUUCCAAUGGCAAGAAGACGGGCGGAUUCCAGGUCGGUCCCAAGCAUCUUCCGGAUGGCGCGUACCUCGGCAAGCACAAACGCAUCAAAGCCGAGCUCAUCCACAAAGCCAAAGUGAAGAAGGACUACUACAAGCAAUUGAAACAAGACAAGUCGGCUUCUGGCAGCGCAACAAGCUCCAAUGCUGCCCCGCUAGGAGAGCGAGGGAGUCGUGUGGUUGCGCAAGACGAAGGGAGCUCGCAUCUUCCCUUCGCGUUACCCAAGGAUCAGGGUCGAUUUGCGCCCGAGGACAGCGCAGGUGACGGUGACAGCGCACAACCCGACUUCGCACUCUCGGGGGGCAAGCAGGAUCUUCGACCGAGAAAAGCAGGCGGCAAAGCAAAGAGCAGCAAGCCGCUGCCACACCCGCUGCCCAAGUCUGCUGGCCGCCGAGACGAUGCGGAGGAUCAGACGCGAGAUACAAGGAGCAAAGAGGAAAAGGAACAGGAGCGACUCAAGAAGAACAAGAUGUGGAACAAACCCAGUGGCAGUCGCACAGGUCAAGCGAGAGGACAGCCGAAUCUGGGGGCGAGGAUGGAGGUCAUGCUCGACAAAAUCCGCAAGUCGACGCACUAG
Messenger RNA from Pseudozyma hubeiensis SY62, 672 nucleotides. RefSeq lists its product as hypothetical. The record is from RefSeq and is a predicted model, not a curated record. The transcript has a single exon. NCBI's taxonomy places the organism in Eukaryota, Fungi, Basidiomycota, Ustilaginomycetes, Ustilaginales, Ustilaginaceae. The coding region runs from base 1 to 672 and encodes 223 amino acids.